AUGUCCAACGACAAGGAACCAGGCUAUGUCCUGGGCACUGAGACUGAUGAGACAGACUCUUUCGAUACCAUCACUGCUCUUGUCGCCGCAGACCAUGAACAUGAUAUCAAGCUUCGGACUAUGUCUUGGCAAAAGACGGCCUGUUUGCUUGCCGGUGAGCAGGUCUGUCUGGCCAUUAUGGCACAGUCGUGGUCUCUCUCCGUCCUCGGAUGGGUUCCGGGAAUCAUUACUAUGGUCCUUUGUGGAAUCCUUUUCUGGAUCACCUCCAUCACCAUGCAUAAGUAUAUCAUGAAACAUCCUCAUAUCAUGGAUAUCUGCGAUUUCGGAUACCAUAUAUUCGGACAGAGCAAAACUGCCUAUGCCUUCUCCUCAUUCAUGAUGCUUGCGAACAAUAUUCUUCUUAUCGGAUUUCACGUCUUGACUGGUGCCAAGGUCUUGAACACCCUCUCAGACCACUCUUUGUGCACCGCUGUCUUCUCGAUAAUUGUGACCAUUAUGGGAAUUAUCAUGUCCAUACCCCGGGCCUUGCAACAUGUUAGCCUCAUGUCAAUGUUCUCAUCCGCCUGCAUGGGUAUCGCAAUUCUUCUCUUCCUCAUUUUUGCUGGUAUUGAAAAAGCACCUCUCUAUCGAGACAGCGGCACCUACCUCACAGUCGGGCCGGUGAAAACGUACGCCUUCCCUCUGCCAGACACCACAUGGGUCGCCUGCAUGAACGCAGUAAUGAACAUCACCUUCAUCUGGGUCCCCCAAAUUCUAUUCCCAACCUUCAUCUCAGAGAUGGAAAGACCACAAGAUUUCCCCAAAGCAUUGGCCGUUCUUGCCGCGAUCUCCGCCUUCCUCUUCAUCGUCCCUUCUGUCAUUGGAUUCCACUUCCUGGGCCAAUAUUCCACCGCCCCAGCCUUCGGCAGUUUGGGAGUCGUCUCAUACAAGAAGGCAUCCUUCGGCUUCGUGAUCGUCCCUACCCUGAUCAUCGGCGUGAUCUACGCCAACGUAACUGCAAAAUUCAUCUACACCCGCAUCCUCGGCAAGUCCCGACACUCACACAGCCACACCGUGCUUGGAUGGAGUGUCAUGGGUGAUUUCCUUUCCCUGCUUAGUGCGGCCUUUGAUUCGUUCUUCGGGUUCAUUUACUUCGCCAUUGCAUACUGGCAGCUGAACCGGGGAUCUCUUUUCAGCGGUCCGGGAAGGACUGCACUGACUGUGCUCAAUGUUCUCAUCCUGGCCGUUGGACUCUUCUUGUUGGGUCCUGGGCUGUAUUCAGCUGUUGAGGCGAUCAUUUCUGACUACGCGGGAUCUAUCACGCCUGCCUUUACUUGUGCCAAUAUGGCUAUCUAA
This is a messenger RNA of Penicillium verrucosum, 1335 nucleotides long. RefSeq lists its product as uncharacterized. The coding region runs from base 1 to 1335 and encodes 444 amino acids. The transcript has 6 exons. Gene Ontology annotation, molecular function: amino acid transmembrane transporter activity. Gene Ontology annotation, cellular component: vacuolar membrane. The record is from RefSeq and is a predicted model, not a curated record. Lineage: Eukaryota; Fungi; Ascomycota; Eurotiomycetes; Eurotiales; Aspergillaceae. Gene Ontology annotation, biological process: amino acid transmembrane transport.